This is a messenger RNA of Chrysochloris asiatica (Cape golden mole), 387 nucleotides long. RefSeq names its product histone H2A type 1-J-like. Gene Ontology annotation, molecular function: protein heterodimerization activity; DNA binding; structural constituent of chromatin. Gene Ontology annotation, cellular component: nucleosome. Bases 1 to 387 code for a protein of 128 amino acids. The record is from RefSeq and is a predicted model, not a curated record. Lineage: Eukaryota; Metazoa; Chordata; Mammalia; Afrosoricida; Chrysochloridae. The transcript has a single exon.
AUGUCUGGACGUGGCAAGCAGGGUGGCAAGGCACGCGCUAAGGCUAAGACUCGGUCUUCCCGAGCUGGUCUUCAGUUCCCUGUAGGCCGUGUGCAUCGCCUACUUCGCAAGGGUAACUAUGCCGAGCGUGUUGGGGCUGGCGCUCCCGUGUACCUAGCGGCGGUGCUGGAGUAUUUGACCGCUGAGAUCCUGGAGCUCGCCGGCAAUGCGGCCCGCGACAACAAGAAGACGCGCAUCAUCCCCCGCCAUCUGCAGCUGGCUAUCCGCAACGACGAAGAGCUCAACAAGCUACUGGGCAAAGUCACCAUUGCGCAGGGUGGCGUCUUGCCCAAUAUCCAGGCCGUGCUGCUGCCGAAAAAGACCGAGAGCCAUCACAAGACCAAGUAA